Messenger RNA from Nannospalax galili (Upper Galilee mountains blind mole rat), 1806 nucleotides. It is a transcript of the gene Btbd19, whose product is annotated as BTB domain containing 19. The transcript is spliced from 9 exons. The record is from RefSeq and is a predicted model, not a curated record. Lineage: Eukaryota; Metazoa; Chordata; Mammalia; Rodentia; Spalacidae. Gene Ontology annotation, molecular function: protein binding. Bases 327 to 1244 code for a protein of 305 amino acids.
UCCCACCCAGCGGCUUCCUGGGCAGGCUCCCAGUCUGGGCCUCAUCCACCAGCAGCUUCUCCGGGGACCACAGGCCUCUCCAGCCUCAGCUUCUCUGGGUUCCCUGUCUGUCUCCCUUUUCGGAGCCUCCUGCCUUUCCUACUAGUGUGAUGCCUUCUUCAGGAACCUGGGCCUCUUUUUCCCUUAAGUCUUAGCAAACAGGCCUCCAGAGCUCCUGUACCUCCCGCAGGCUGCGCUGGCCUCUCUGGGCCUAGUUAGGCCUCCUACAGACUAACCACAGCAGCAGGCUUCCUGGGCCACUACCACUGUUUCUCCUCACCCCGCUUAUGGUGACUCCGGGACUGGUUGUUCAGGGGCAGGCUGCACCCUUUUCCACAGCACUCAGAAGCCUUGUCAACAACCCCUGGUACAGUGAUGUUCGCUUUGUGGUUGGUCAAGAACAGCAAGAGGUAUUUGCCCACCGGUGCUUGUUGGCCUGUAGAUGCAAAUUCUUCCAGAGACUUCUGGGCACAGAGCCGGGCCCUGGGGUAACUAGUCCCGUGGUGCUAAGCACUGUGCCAGCUGAGGCCUUCCUGGCAGUGCUGGAGUUCCUGUAUACCAACAGUGUCAAGCUGCACCGCCACUCUGUGCUGGAGGUGCUGACAGCAGCUGUGGAAUAUGGGCUGGAGGAACUUCGAGAGGUCUGGGAGGUCAAGACGGGUCUGGUUCUGCUGCUGGGAAUCUGGUUGUGCCUGGAAUUUGUGGUGAAGGUGCUGGAUGUGGAGUUGGUUUGUGAGGCCCUGCAGGUGGCCGUAACCUUUGGCUUGGGGCCGCUACAGGAGCAGUGCAUGGCCUUCAUAGAGACCCACUGCCAGGAGGCGCUCCGCACCCGCGGCUUCCUGGAGCUGUCGGCCGCGGCGCUGCUGCCGUUGCUGCGCAGCGACAAGCUCUGCGUGGACGAGGCUGAGCUGGUGCAGGCGGCCCGGAGCUGGGCGCGCGUGGGCGCCGCAGUACUGGAGCGGCCGGUGGCCGAAGUAGCGGCUCCAGUAGUUCGAGAGCUGAGACUGGCCUUGUUGGCCCCGACGGAGCUGAGCGCCCUGGAAGAGCAGAACAGGCAGGAGCCGUUCAUCCCGGUGGAGCAGAUUGUAGAGGCGUGGAAGUGUCACGCCCUGCGGAGAGGCGCUGCGGCCCGGGGCGCACCGUGCCACCGCCGGAGGGGCACCCUACCUCGGGAUCACCACUGCUUUCUGGACCAUCCUUUCUAGUGACCUAGUUCCGGGACUGGCAGGGAGUUUGAGCAUGCCCGAAACUACAGCUCCCGAAGUGCUCUGUGCUCGAAGUGAAGCUCCCAGCAUGCCUGGCUAGCUGGCUGCCGGAAGGACAGCUCUUUGGCGCCGCUGGCGUGUUUCCGGCCUGGGAUGUAGGGCGGGGCCUGUGCCUGGUAUUGGUGCGGGCGAUGGCGGGACCCUGAAACUGGGAAAUGAGGGUCCACUUUGUUUCCAGCACCGUAUCCAGCCACUGGGAACUAAUGUGCUCCUAUGCUCUAUGCAGUCUCUUCAGCUCGUUCGCUUUCACAACAAACAAGCUUCCCAGAGAUCUCUCGUGAAUAUCCCAUUUAUCUGAGAAUUUGUGCAAAAUCGAGCUUAGCGCUCUCCGGAAGUUCCGGAAAUAGUUUUUUUUCCACGAGUCAGAAACCGGGGUCUCAUUCUUGCCUCAGUCCUCUACACCUCCUUCAUGCCCUUUCUACCUUCUAGUAGUUUUGAGUUGGUUUGAUCUACAGCCUAUAUUCCUGUCACAUUAAAAAAAAACAACUUGUUUUUAUGUGUA